This is a messenger RNA of Prorocentrum cordatum, 732 nucleotides long. NCBI's taxonomy places the organism in Eukaryota, Dinophyceae, Prorocentrales, Prorocentraceae. The record is from the annotation of a GenBank genome assembly.
AUGAAGCCGCCCAUGGUGGGCCGCUGGUCCCUGGGGGCGCCUCUGUCGGCGGGGACGAGCUCCCGCCAGAGGUGUGCGAGCUGCUGUUCACCGAGCGAUGCCCUGGAGCUGGACGCCGGCGACGGCAUGAACUGUGCCCACCUUGCCGCGCGCCGGGGAGACGCAGCGAUGCUCGCCGUGCUACGGCCCCACCUGGAGCUCCACGGCGCCGUCGACGCGCGCACAGGCGGCGACCAGCCCAGCACCGCCCUGUACCUGGCCUGGCGGCGCGCACGCGCCAGCGGCGGUGCGGGUGCUGGUGGCGAGCGGGGCCUCGGGCAGGCUGGGGCGGGCGUUGGGCGACGGGGAGGAGGAGAGCGCGGAGGAGCGCGCCAGGCGUACGGGGCACUGCAGGGCUGGGCGCCGAGCGAGGCCGAGCUCCGCCAGAUCUGCGAGCGGGUGCUGCGCGGCGCUGGCGCCGCCGGCUCGACCGAGGAGGCCUGCGCCGCCUUCGGCGCCCGGGUCGCCCGCGUGCCCCGCGAGGGCGGGCGGGCUCCGCCGCUGCCCGAUCUGACGGCGGUCCAGUGCGGCGCCGCGGCUGGUGCGGAGCCCGCGCGGGGGCGAAGGCCCGGGCAGCGGCCCUUCGGCGGGCACAGGAAGGAGUGGGAAGAUCAAGGCAUGACCAUUUUGGUGAGCAUGGGCUCAGCAGUCCUGGACCUGUUCGCGAAGUUCGUGAGCCAGCUUGAGGAGUGA